This is a messenger RNA of Rattus rattus (black rat), 1280 nucleotides long. RefSeq lists its product as uncharacterized. The record is from RefSeq and is a predicted model, not a curated record. Bases 177 to 590 code for a protein of 137 amino acids. The transcript is spliced from 3 exons. NCBI's taxonomy places the organism in Eukaryota, Metazoa, Chordata, Mammalia, Rodentia, Muridae.
UGUGGGACUUACAGGGCCUCUAUAGGAUGAGGGGAUUGACUGCUCACAAUCCCAGCCAGCAUCAGGAGAGCCUGUGACCUGUGCAGGCUCCAGAGUCCCCAGGGCUACGCAGAACCAGGAGGAACAGAGUGUGAAGGCUGACUGUCUUAGUCUCUUUCUAUUGCUGUAGAGACAUCAUGACCAAGGCAAACUCUACCCUGGAGUCUGACCCUGCAGUCCUCAGCACCCUGGUCACCAAGAUCCUGGUGCUGUUAGCCUUGCUCCCCAGAGGCAUGGAAGGUGUUAGUCUCGGAGCAAACGGUGCAGACAGCAGCUUGUGUCACAGAGGCUCAGAGCAGAAAUCAGCUGGAGAUCAGAGAGUGGAACGACCUUUCCCUGACCCUCAUUUUCAAGUCGGUGCGAGCACACACCCGGAGCCCGCACCGCACAUUCCGGAGAAGGAAGAAGCGCGAGCCACACUCACACACCCACACUUCCAAUCGUGGCGCACACCGGAGACUGGGACUGCUGGACCCUGCCCAGGCCUCAAGUUCAUUCCAGCUCUAACGUCAAAACGGACCCUGCAAGGGCUGCGGCCGCUCAAAGAAUAGAACCUCAUUAGCAUCUUGCUUUGAAUAUCAUUUGCAUUUUAUUCAUCUCCUGUCAAAACGCUCGGAACACUUCCUCAGCCCUCAGUUUUUUCCUUUCAGCUAGAGAGUCUCAAGCAGGUUUCCUGGGGCCCCACCCUUGCCGUCCGAUCCUCCACACCUGCCAUUCUCCGGUGGCCACAGUCCCUACCAAAGGGGCUGAUCCCCAGACGUCUCGGCAAGUUCCAGGCUCUGUCCUAAGAAUGUUAUUCUAAACUUACAGCAUCCACUGAACAAAGUACUACGUGAGAGCCCUUUGAAGGAGGAGGAAACUGAGUUAACAAAGGUGCUUUGUCCGCCAGGUGUUAGAACUAAAUAUCAGGAACGAUGAACUUAAAUCCAAGAAAACAGGAUGUCGAAGCCAAAAGGCCUCGCCACUUGGCUGCCCGACCUCGUGCAAGGUCAAACCUAAGGCAACCGCGGCAGAAAGUCUGUUUGCCUUCAAGGAAUAAAGUCAUCCUCAAGCCAGCCACGACCCCUCCCCCAGCCUGGCCGCUGUGGGUGGGGGGACCAAAGCCCAUUCCCAGUUCCCCCUGGUCGCCCGGCUGGCCCCUUCUCCUGACCCCUUUCCCAAGCGCAGGAUCGGCCUGGUCCUUUCGCCUUGCUCACGGGGUCGUCUGUGUGCACUGGCUAGUUAAGAAAAAUAAACACCGU